AUGACAGAAACCAGACGCCAGGCUAUCACCGACACUAUUAACCAAUAUGCGAACCGCUCGCUUCGAACCAUUGGAAUGCUGUAUCAAGAUAUGGCCCAAUGGCCUCCGGCUAACGCAGAGCUCACCGAGGGCGGUAGUGUCGAUUUUGGAUCACUGCUCAAGGAUCUUACUUUUAUUGGUGUCGUCGGCAUCCAAGAUCCCGUCCGUCCUGGUGUUCCCGAUGCUGUGCGCAAGGCUCAACGCGCGGGCGUUACAGUAAGAAUGGUCACCGGUGACAACAUGCAAACAGCACGAGCGAUUGCCACCGAAUGUCUCAUCUACACUGAAGGUGGUGUCGUGAUGGAGGGUCCAGAGUUUCGUCGUCUACCAGACGAUGAAAUGGACAGAAUACUUCCUCGCCUGCAGGUUCUUGCGCGGUCAUCGCCAGAAGACAAGAGAAUCCUUGUCCAACGAUUGAAGGUUCUCGGCGAUAUUGUCGCUGUAACAGGAGAUGGUACCAACGACGCACCAGCUUUGAAGGCGGCAAACAUUGGCUUUAGUAUGGGUAUUUCUGGCACCGAAGUCGCGAAGGAAGCAUCUUCCAUUAUUCUUAUGGACGACAACUUUGCGAGCAUCAUCACGGCUCUCAUGUGGGGCCGCGCUGUCAAUGACGCGGUACAGAAGUUCUUGCAGUUUCAAAUUACCGUCAACAUCACCGCUGUCCUGCUCGCUUUCGUUACCGCCAUAUAUGACGAAGAAAUGAAGCCCGCACUCAAGGCUGUGCAGCUCCUCUGGGUAAACCUCAUCAUGGACACGUUUGCUGCCCUCGCGCUCGCCACGGAUCCCCCAACGGAAAAGAUUCUCGAUCGACCACCUCAGGGCAAAGACAAGCCGUUGAUUACGACCACAAUGUGGAAGCAAAUAACUGGCCAAAACAUCUACAAGCUCACUGUCAUCUUCGUCCUAUACUUCGCUGGCGGUGACAUCCUCAACUACGACAUGUCCAACCCGGACAAGAGUCUUGAGCUCGACACUGUCAUAUUCAACAGUUUCGUCUGGAUGCAGAUCUUCAACAUCUUCAACAAUAGACGUCUCGACAAUAAGCUUAAUGUCCUCGAGGGCAUUCUGAGCAACUUUUUUUUUAUUGGAAUCGUCGUGCUCAUCAUCGGAUUGCAGGUCAUGAUCAUCUUCGUCGGUGGGCGCGCGUUCCAGAUCAGCUCUGGAGGUCUCGAUGGUACGCAAUGGGCCAUAUCUAUUGUUACCGGAUUCAUUUGUAUUCCAUGGGCAAUGGCUAUCAGGUACUUCCCUGAUGAAUGGUUCGCAGCUAUUGCAGCCGUGCUGGGAAGACCCGUGGUCAUCUUAUACAGGUGGUGUUGUCAAGGGGCAUCCAAGAUCAAGGCAAUGUUCAAGCGCAAGAAGGGAAACACGGAAAGCGACGCCGAGACGGGUGUCAUGCCUGCGAUCGUUGUCAAUGACGAUACUAGUAUGAGAGAGCAGAAAGCAUCAUAG
Plenodomus lingam JN3 is the source of this 1488-nucleotide messenger RNA. RefSeq lists its product as uncharacterized. Gene Ontology annotation, biological process: calcium ion transmembrane transport; intracellular calcium ion homeostasis. Gene Ontology annotation, cellular component: plasma membrane; intracellular membrane-bounded organelle. NCBI's taxonomy places the organism in Eukaryota, Fungi, Ascomycota, Dothideomycetes, Pleosporales, Leptosphaeriaceae. The record is from RefSeq and is a predicted model, not a curated record. Gene Ontology annotation, molecular function: ATP hydrolysis activity; P-type calcium transporter activity; ATP binding.